Molecule: messenger RNA, 7563 nt
Organism: Zea mays
Lineage: Eukaryota; Viridiplantae; Streptophyta; Magnoliopsida; Poales; Poaceae
Product: NADH-ubiquinone oxidoreductase chain 6
Exons: 1
Coding region: 29-691 (220 amino acids)
Molecular function (GO): NADH dehydrogenase (ubiquinone) activity
Source: RefSeq, a predicted model, not a curated record
GCAGAUCUUUCAAAGAUGGGAAAUUCCAAUGAUUCUUUCCGUUUUGUCGAGCCCUGCUUUGGUCUCUGGUUUGAUGGUUGUACGUGCUAAAAAUCCGGUACAUUCCGUUUUGUUUCCCAUCCUAGUCUUUUGCGACACUUCUGGUUUACUUAUUUUGUUAGGUCUCGACUUCUCCGCUAUGAUCUUCCCAGUAGUUCAUAUAGGAGCUAUUGCCGUUUCAUUCCUAUUCGUGGUUAUGAUGUUCAAUAUUCAAAUAGCGGAGAUUCACGAAGAAGUAUUGCGCUAUUUACCAGUGAGUGGUAUUAUUGGACUGAUCUUUUGGUGGGAAAUGUUCUUCAUUUUAGAUAAUGAAACCAUUCCAUUACUACCAACCCACAGAAAUACGACCUCUCUGAAAUAUACGGUUUAUGCCGGAAAGGUACGAAGUUGGACUAAUUUGGAAACAUUGGGCAAUUUACUUUAUACCUACUAUUCCGUCUGGUUUUUGGUUUCUAGUCUGAUUUUAUUAGUAGCUAUGAUUGGGGCUAUAGUACUUACUAUGCAUAGGACUACAAAGGUGAAAAGACAGGAUGUAUUCCGACGAAAUGCCUUGGAUUCUAGGAGGACUACUAUUCAUAUUCAGAACAGAAGGUUCUUCUCCCACAAAGGGGAUGACGCACCUGUCCCCCCCGCUGAUCCGGAAUCCAUUUAAUCUGAUUUGGCAGAGAGAAUAGAAAGGAUUUAUAGGCGGGCCGGGGAGGAGCAAUCUUUAGUAGAAGCCGGGACUACGCCAAGGGAACUUGUAGAUAACGUCCUGCCAGAGGGGGCGGAGCUACCGCUUCUACAAGAAACCUGGGUUCAGUUUGUACGGGACGAGUCACACAGCGAGUUUUGGGUAGAGAUCGAUUCGAUAAUCUGCUAAGGAAAUAUGGGCACGCGGCGCGCGGUGAGCCCGACACCCCCGAUCCCGAUGCUCGAGCCUGAUGCCCCUCAAUCAGGAGGAGGCGACUCAGCGGGGAGCACGGGGGAAGAAAAUUGUCCGGGGGCGGGGAAGGAAAGUAGGAACCUCCGAAGGCCCGCCCGAGUCAAGGAAGCGCAAAAGUUAUUCUGAUUCUGAUUCCGGGGGGGAUGAUGGGAGUGACCCUGCUCCGGAUCCUUCUCCUUUCUUUUGAUUUUGACUAAAAUGAGAGGUGGAGAAAUUGAGUUCUUUUGAGCAGCGUUGUCUGUAGUAGAGUAGCUUUUUUUUUUUUCUUUUACAGAAAGAAGGCGAGGCCCACCUGCCUUCUCUAGGUACUUUACUUGGAAAGGUGUCACCGCCUUCCUUCUUCUCUAGGUACUUUACUUGGAAAGGUAGGUGCGGGAAAGAAGAGCGGGUAUGUGGGCUUCUUUCAAUCGAAACUUUUUUGAAGCCGUCAAACUUUAUCGUUUCAUUAUAGAUGGAUCUAAAACAUUGCGUUGCAGAGUGGAGGCGUGAAGAAGGUUAAGAGAAGCAAGCCAAAGGAAAGAAAAAGCAACUUGAUACAAUAUUGAAGAUAAACACUCAGGAAAGCACUGGGUCAACUGACUCCACUAGCCAGCUUCUGCUUCAGAACUUACUUCAAAGAGGCUGACUUAGCACUUAGCAUAAUGCUUUUGUUCCGGUGCAUAAAAGUAAGUGAGCAGGUGGGUGAGUCCAAAGGUUUUUCCGAAGCGCGAAGGACUUGCAGUUCUAAAAUAGGAAGGGCUCUGUACUCAAAUCAAAGCAAAGUAGUAGUUUCAUAGGUCGUUGUGCUAGAGCUAAGAUUUAUAUGAAAGUGUGAGGGGAAGCCAUUUCCAGCUUCUACUUUCUGCGAACCGGGCUCAUUACCGGCCUACAGUAGCAUUCUACUGUGAGCUUUCUCACUGCGGAUCGCCUUGAUUCACUGAUCGUUGACAGCUACUCAGGAGAGGUUAUCCUUUGCCAGACUUUGUGUUGAGAUGAGUUCUCCGCUUCCCGAAAAGAUGAUUUUUGUCAAUCAGCGUAGAGUGGUGGAUUAUAAAGUGGUACAGUCCGAAUGGGUUGGUUCAAGCUAGCUGUUCUUACUGAACAGGUGUUUUAGCAUUCUUUUCGAAUUCGAAGUUGCGGGGUGCUUUGGCUUUUCAAAGUUCUCAAAGAGAAUAAAGUAAAGGCGCUACGCGUGGAUCGAAUUAAAGUAACGUAAGGUUUCGUAAGAAACAAUUGAAUAAGCGUAUCAAAGAGAAUGAGGUCUAGCACUCCGAAAUACCAUUGAGAAAGAGCAAUAGAACAAGGUUAGAAUAAGAUCUCCAAAAUGGUUGAUGACUCCCACAACUUGUCAGGCUGCAUUCCCGUGAAAUUGUUUUGGGACAAUUCCAGUUUUACUAUCUAUGCGGUAGCUCAGCCAAGUAAUCUGGUAUCUCACCAUUAAGACGGUUACCUAGCAAGUUCAGCUCUGUGAGGUUCUUGCAUCCUUUAAAUGAAUGUCUCUAGAAUACUCCCAGUCAGAUUGUUAUUGUGCAAUAUGAGUGACUGCAGAGAGUUGGCUUGACAUAUCUCGGCUGGGAUAGAAUAGAACCUGAGAGCUGGUUGGUUUCUGCAGAGAAACUAACAAGAUGCUGCAAUGGCAGCGCUGGCAGAGGCCCACGGAACAUGUUUUCUGCAAGAGAUAUGGAUCGAACACUCGCCCUGUUCCGUAUCCAAUCUGGAAUAUGACCCGUAAGUUUGUUCCCUUCAACGAAAAUUGUGGCAAUAGCUUCUAAAUCUGCAAGUUCUUCAGGGAUAGAGCCUGUGAAGGCAUUGAAGGGACGGACAGAUUUUUGAGCGUAAGCUUCUUGCAGUUACUAAGCUCUUUUGGUAUGCUCCCACUGAGCCCAGCACCUUUGCAAACAGCCGAGUUAGAUUGCCCAGCUCACCGACAGAUGUUGGCAGUUCAGCAUUGAAGUAGUUCUCUGAUAUAUAAAGUUCCUUCUUUUGAGACCACCAAUUGACCAAGGGAUGGUGCCUGUGAACUUGCAUCCGGGGAGUUGAAGAACUUUUAGCAGCUUCAGGUUACCAAUCUCUUCUGGAAUGCUUCCACUAAGACCAUUCUGUCUCUAAAUUAGCAAUUCCUUAUUUUCCAGUUGACCAAUCUCCCUAGGUAUUGGCCCCACCAAACUGUUUGAUGAGAGAUCAAGUGUCAACUGGUUCACCAACGCAGUUAUUCCCGGGAAUAUUUAUCCCGUGAGGUUAUUCUGGCUUGCAUCAAGGUGCUAGAGCCGAGACUGGUUACCAAAAGCAGCUGGUAUCGACCCGUUGAAUGUGUUCAUGUGAAGGUCCAGGAUAUCCUCGAGGAUGAAGGCCAGAUCACGCCCAAUUCGAUCCUUGAAAGACCCAUUGCACUACAGCGGCAGCUCGGGCUCGAGCAACGGCGGGAGAUAAGUCUUCUCUUCAUUCAGCAUUCAGUCUAUCUUCGGAAAGCAGCAAUAAUUGAUGCACGCAGACGAUGGUUAAAUGCUUUCUUGAUUUACUACUAAUAGGUGGUGUCUAGACGCUAGGAAAAAGUGAGGAUUAUAGCUUCUGCCCCAUAGACCAUUCGGAAAGGAGUCUGUCCCUUCGGUCUUAUAUGUUAGUAUAGGUUGGUUCUUCCGAAUGCACAUAAGACCACUGGUCACCCUCAAUCCUUAGCAUUGAACUUGACUGAUUUGGCUAAGAUCUGGGGAACUAGAGCAGUCCCCAGAGGGCACUACACAAGGCAGGAGAGGCAAUAGCGAAGCGAAGCCCUAGUUCAAUCGAGGAUGGAUUCAUUGAGUGGGCGAGGAAGAUGAUUGGUAUGGGAAGAUCGGUCUUUCACUAAUGGAGCAUCUCCACCCUAGCCUUGAAGUUGAACAUCCGGGGAUAUCUAAAUAUUGAACCAGUGAUUAAAAAGAAUGGCAAGACUGCGGUUGAAGUCCCAGCUGGAAAUCCAAAUUGCUCGAACACAAAAAAUCUAGACAAAGGAAAGAAACCUGGUUUGCAUAUUUUCGUAUAUGCCCAACUAAUCUAUCGCAUAGGAAGAUCGCCCCUGUAAGUUUAUUUCACACAUUAUGUUACUUUGUUUAUGGUGUGGAAAUAAAUAUCAAUAUUCUAACUUGCCGCUUUCUAUGGAUGCAUCCUCUACUCUAGUGCUUACCUGUCCUACUUUCUUUAAUUCAUUCCUAUUUCCUCUCCUGUACUUAUAUUUAUCUUGCCUGCGGCAGUUUUGUAAUCAAUUUCUACUAGGGAUAGGGAGCGUGAACUUUCUCUCAUCCAGUGAAUGAGUUACCUGAAGAUCGAUGGCAUAUAAAACGCCCUAAUUCAAUAUAAAAUCUGUUAUUUCACUUUCAAAAUGCCCCGUUCGCACUUGCUUGAGUGAGGCGCAAGCCGUUUUCUUGCUAGGCAAGAUAGGUCAACGGAUAGCUUGUUGGUUGAUACGGGACCCCUUCUCAACUUCAUGUGUUUUGUAACUGCCAUAAAGCAAGGCCAUAGUCCAACAUUCCAUCCUUUUCCACCGCUGUAUUGGCUUCUGCUUCUCUUCCUUUUGCCGAGGAAGAUCUGCUUCUCUUGCAUCCUCCAGUCUUAAAUUCCUAUCCGUACUAGACUAGACCUUCCCUUAGCCAUCAACCUACCGAACCCAGGAAUGAGAUCCACAAGGAAAGAGAUUGGCAGAAAUCCAGAAAGAAUGAUGCACAAGAAAUGGUUAGAACCUCGAGAAUAGAUGCGAAUAGCAGCUCAGAUCAGAUCCGAGAUGGAGCAGCAAUAAAGCAAAGAGGAGCAGAAAGGUUCGAAUCGAAUCGCAAGCAGCUGACUAGAGAGAGAUGAGUUGAGAAAUAAAGACUAUCCAAAUAUUGGAUAAGUUGUUUCGUAAUUCAUCUUUGUCAUUGACUUCGGCCUCUCAUUUAUCCUUAUUUGGUAGCUGAGAAGUGAAGCACAACAAAGUUUUAAUAGAUCUCUUCCUGUCAUUCAAUAACCAUCCUUUAUUUUUGCAGUAUAGAGAAGUGAUUAGCCGGUGCCCAGGAUAAGGUAGUGGAACUGGUGCGUAUCAGGUUUGGCAUUAGCUCUUUUGAAUAAUAGAGCUGAGCAGCUAAGAACAGAUAGCAAUCUGGAACAGCUCUGAAAUGCAAAUAAAAUGAUGAUUGGUCCUAGCUUAUGGGUUGCGAUAAGACAGUUUCGAAGGUUCUAGCCAUCUCAAGGAAGUAUAUAAGUAGCUAUCGGCACCUUUUGAAGAAGGAGGCUCGGUAGCAGAGAUGUUGAGUAAAGUCUAGAUGACACGAACCCUAGCAGAUCUGCUAUAGCAAAGUGGUAAGUUACCAGCGGUGUCGAUAGAAUAGAAGAGAAGCAUCAGAGCGAGCGUUAUAGAUCAGUCAGCAUUAGCGACAUCAAUUCUGCUACAGUUUUGUUAAAGAAAGGUGAAUACAUUCUAAAAAGUCUAAAACUCAUCUUAUUUCUUAAAGAGCAUAUAACAACAAACGAUUUCACUUACAAGGGGGUGCAGCUGCAGGAACUGGGUGCUGUGCCGCCCGCUGCCUACUUAAUGUUUCGCUUGCCUUCUACACUUCUGCAAUGGGAGUCACCACAUGAGAUGCUAUUUUUCACCUUUCGCUAUUAUUCGCUCUUGCGUGUCUUUGGAGCCCGAUCUUUCCCUUGCUUACGCCCCUAGAAACUCCGUGAAAAAACCACCUCGUUUUUCCAUAAAUAAAGGAUUCCUAAUAAAGUUUUUACAUAUCAUAUCCCAGCGGUAUUUUUUUAAUAAUUUUUGCAUAAAUAAAGUAUAAUUUCCACAAAAUAACACUUUUAGGCGCCCACUUGAAAUUCAACUUAACGUUGGACGUUGACCAGGCCCUCUCUAUUGCCAGAAUUGGGGACUGGCUCUUCUCCACAACUAGAAAACACAGAACUGCCAGAGGUUUGGUCAUAACCAGCACGCACCCUCGCCAAUUUCGUUCUAAGCUCAAUCCAAGAUUGUGAUCGGGUUGCCUUUCGAUAUAACUUGGUUCAAGCUUGGAUCCAGUGGAUAGAUACUUUAAACGAUGGUAGGAACGGGAGCUACCCUGGAUCACUUGAGGAAGUAAGAACGCAAGUCUCUCAGUUGAAAUUAGAUCGUUCCAGGAUAAUAGCUGAAGCGGCUGAGAACUCCCAAAGAGAAGAGAACCAGCUUAAGGAGCAGGUAUCCGGAGUAUCAGCAAGCUAUAAAUAGCUUUAGGAUUGUAUGAAUAGAGUUGAGGAUCAAGUAUCCCUCAUAUUUAGAUCCCCCGUUGGGAAAAGCCCCUUUUUUAAAUCCUUUCACGCUUUCCCUUUGCCGAAGGCCGGCCUCUUUAGUUCCUACGUUUUCGGAAAAGAAGGUGAGACGCUAGCUAGCAACGGGAAAAAACGAGUAGUUAAAGAUGUGAAUGUAAGACUACUCGAAAGUACUUCCAUUUUUAUUAUAUUAUAUAGUUUCUAAUAGAGAGUACAGUUGUAUCUAUGUGCGAAACGACGAAAGAAAGAUGGAAGGCCCAAAGAGCUCUACAGUAGUGCCCCGGAAUGGGGUCGUAGAGCCGGUAACCCACUCUGUUUAGUAUUUUGAUUUCGUUCAAGGUGUUGCUCUGUCAAAUAGAGAUUGUGUGGGUGUUCAGUCUACCACUCAUGUUCACGUUCUACAAAUCUAAGGGAGUGCUCCUAGACUGGACGACUUCCCGUAAAUAACCUAGUUCAUGUUCCUUUGAAAGAAAUAAAAUGAAAGCUUUUGAAGCGAAGAUGUCAACGCGGUGCUAGGUUUGCGCCGGCCACGAUUAUUUAUAAGUAUAUUGGAAAGAAGAGUGACUAGGCUACGGUCUAACUUUUUCUUCCUAGCGGAGUUCAAUACGAAAAUAAAGGCGCUCCGCGUUGGGAAUGGCGUACGUAGUACGGGUGGUAUUUCCGGUAUAACUGAUCAGGGUUGUUCUGAAAGCAAGUCAAUUGGUGCUUUGGAAAGUGAGUGCCAGAGGCUAGUCACUGCUUGGUUUACAGAAGGGAAGGAAGAAAGAGAUACCGAAGCAGAUUCAGUAUAGAAAAGAAGAAAUUGAUACCAUUCAUUCCAGCUUAUUUGAUACCCACUUAAAGUUUCUAUCAAACCAUGUCUUUUUCUUCGAACGUCAAUCUCGUAGGAAUUUAGAUUGGAAGUGUGGUAUUGAAGGGCGAAGCCUUUACUCUUUUACUUGUUUCUUUGAAUAUAAUAUAACAUAGUAUUGACUACGCACUUCGAAAGAUAAUGGUGUAUUCCGAGGAUCAGUCCGUUUUUUAUUGAAUUCGCAAAUUGAUAGAUCUGGAUGAUUAAAAGAAUGAUUCUUCCCUGGGUAUUUCCCCGCUACCAUUAUGGAAAUUGGAGCUUUUCAAUUCCAUUUUGGAGAUGCUCGUAACGAUUUUUUUCUUUUGGGUGGGCAAGAAAAGGAUUUGACUCUUGAAGAUAUCAACUCAUACGCCUGCUCCAUACAUUAAAAAACAUUUUGGGUACUUUCUAUUAGAAUGGAUAAAUAGAAAUGGGUACAUUCCUCUUUCUCUUUCCUGGCCAAACUACCAAAAAAAAAGAAGAGAGAGAGCUGUAAGAGCGGUAAAAGCAAGCUCGGUGGCCCGGUUCACUACAGGUUGAUGUAUCC